AUCAAUCUUUUUUACCGACGUCGAUCAAGUUCCUCGAAGUGUUUCACUUCACUUUAAGCGUGGCGGGCGUCCCAGUUUUUUACUAUAUACGCUCAUCUCUGUAUAUACAGAGAUGAGCGCUAGUACUAAAGUAAACAGGACUGAAGUUGGCACUCCUGAUAGUCUCCCCCCUCCCCUGGGAGUUUCCUUAUAAGCUGCGGCUCUAACGAUAAUUAUUUGUCAAUCCAAAUAACGUAUGUGUGGUGAUUUCGUCAAAUGUACGAUUAUUCUAGAUUGAAGAUGUCAAACAAGAUAUAACGAUCUGUGAUAUUGAAACUUUUAAGGAAAUGGAUAGUGAAAAAGAAAAUAAGAGUGAACUGGUUACUUGUAAUUAUCAUAUUUAUAAGUAGUUUUUAAAUUAAAGGCUAAACUGGCCUGAAUAAUUAUGUUAUUUGUUACAACUAACACUAUGUCUAUUUAUUUAAUAAGAGGCAGUAAUAUAAAUAAAUGCGUUUGUUUUAUAAAAAAUAUAGUGGGUCCAAAGAAUGAAAAGGACGAUAUAGUAACACUGAUCCUCGAUGAUUGUCGCCUUGAAGCUUCUAAAGGCAGACUUUCUAGUCAGAGUCAAUACUUUGCUUGUUUAUUUUCCGAUAAAUUUAGUGAUUCCAUUCUAAAAGAACACAUAAUCAGUUAUGACAUUGAAUUGAAAACUCUACAGGAUUUCAUUGAAUGGAUAAAUGAGGAAAUGUUAAUACAACUUGAAAAUAGUCGCUUUAUUAAAUCUUGCCUAGAUAAAUAUACCAGGAAAUCUUACGCAGACCUUGUAGCUCUUUUGAAGCUCAGCGUUCUUUAUACAUGCGAUAAUUUAACCGAAGAUCUAAUAGAAGUCGUAAUGUUUAAUUGGUUUCUACCUGAUCAUUUAAUAAACAUCUGGCUAUUGGCAAAAGAAUUAGGCUUGAAGACCUUGAAAAAUGUUUCAUUCGCUGCUUGUUUAGAGAAAUUUACUGAACUUCCGUGUUCUGCUCUUACCGAGUUAUCAAGAAACGACUUCAUGUCUUUUGUUAGAAAUGUAAAUAUCAAAUGUAAAGCUCGAUAUCUAAUUAUAAUAACAAUACAGUGGAUAGAAAGAAAUUACAGAGGCAAUGUGAUGACGGUAGGAAGACAAUUGCAACUCAUUCUAGGCAACAAUGUUAUGAAAAAUAGGAAACCAAAUAUAUUAGCCUGUAAAUUACGUCGCGAAGCAGUCAAUGAUGAGCAACAACUAUGUGUCAAUUAUUGGGGGGAUGAUGCCGAACUACACAGUAUUCGGUUAAAGAAUGUGACUGCAACCCUUGCAAAAAUCGUGGGCAUGCAAAUUUUAGGAAGAGGAUUCAGUAUAUACUUUAUCGGCGGAAGUUAUGGUUUGAGUUCAGCUUCAUUCAAUGACUAUGUUUGGCGUUAUUGUUUGUUAUCUGAAAAAUUAUAUCGUAUUGGAAAACUUCCGCGUCCUCGAAGACACAUGGUAGCAGUUUUCAUCAAGCAAAAGUUAUUCUUAUUUGGAGGCAUAGGCAAAUACAGGAUGAAACUCACUUCCGUUGAUGUACUAAACUUGCAGACAGGAGAGUGGUCGCAAGUGGCAGACAUUCCUGAAAGCUUUACUAAUGUACCGCUUACAGCCAAAGUAUGUGGACAUAUUGUCUUCAAUAUGACGUCUUUUCAUGUAUUUGAUCCGUUCUGUAACGAAUGGCAUACACUUAGAGGCUCGGGUUCAUUAAUGCCUGACUGUCCUGAAUUAGAUUGGCAGACCAUGGUUCGUUUCAUGGAAUACAGAGAAUGCAUUGAAGUGCCCUCCGCCAACAAAUUGAAUCAGGAAACUAGAGAAUUUAUCUGGUGGUUGGACACCACAACAGAACCAAAACGUCCUCCCCUUUUAAGGAAAGAUUGUAUUCCUAGUUUAGAGUACAAUAUCCCUUUACAAGAAGGAAAGAUUGCAAAAGUAUACGUCACACCAGAAAAUCAAAUGUGGUGUCGAACGGAUGAGGAACAGUCUUUCCAAAUUUUUGCUCCUCAUUCUUUAUAUAAGCAAGUCGUGUCGUAAUAAGAAAUUUUAUCCACGAAAUUGCAACUACUGCCAAUUCAUGGGUUCUCAAGGAAUACCCCGUUUCAUUUGGUUUUCAGUUAUUUAUUCUCCCUCACUGGAGUUUACUUUUCAUAUUGUUAAGGAAAAAAAAAAAUAUAUAUAGAGAGAGACAAAAAGACAAAGAAUGUAUCA
Messenger RNA from Orussus abietinus, 2230 nucleotides. RefSeq lists its product as uncharacterized. The coding region runs from base 425 to 2056 and encodes 543 amino acids. Gene Ontology annotation, molecular function: protein binding. The transcript is spliced from 7 exons. The record is from RefSeq and is a predicted model, not a curated record. NCBI's taxonomy places the organism in Eukaryota, Metazoa, Arthropoda, Insecta, Hymenoptera, Orussidae.